This is a messenger RNA of Aspergillus ruber CBS 135680, 514 nucleotides long. RefSeq lists its product as uncharacterized. The transcript has 3 exons. NCBI's taxonomy places the organism in Eukaryota, Fungi, Ascomycota, Eurotiomycetes, Eurotiales, Aspergillaceae. Bases 152 to 478 code for a protein of 108 amino acids. The record is from RefSeq and is a predicted model, not a curated record.
ACACGCACCAUUGCACGCAUGUUAGAAGAAUCUGGUUAAACUACGCUACGAAUGGGCACUCAUGUGCAAGGAUUGGGACAUAUGAGCAGUGGAGCAAGAUUAUAUGGAGUGCUAAAUGCUCAGUUGAGCUUGGCAAAGGGAAGCAGAAUUAAUGGUUUUAUGGCGGCUUAACCACUUCAAUGAAAAAUGGAAAAAGAAGCAUAUAGUCCCAUACACCAAAAGCAAAGGAAUAUCUAUCAUGGUUUGGGCGGCAGUCUGGGGUGGUGGCCACACUGAAAUCUAUCGAACGAGUCGGGAUGAAGAAUUUGCUCCAAGAGGGUAUUUAUUCUUCACGGUCCUAUUUGGAGAUAGAUUAUCGAAGAUUAUCUACCUGUUAUAUGGGAAUCUGAGUUGGUUUGAUGAACAUGUAUUCCUCUUGUUGACUGGCCACCCUACUCACCUGAUUUGGACCCUAUUGAACAUGCCUGGGCCAAGUUGAAAGAGCGUAUAUAUGCUCUAUCCAGACCUUGAAUUG